Molecule: messenger RNA, 3388 nt
Organism: Mytilinidion resinicola
Lineage: Eukaryota; Fungi; Ascomycota; Dothideomycetes; Mytilinidiales; Mytilinidiaceae
Exons: 2
Coding region: 1-3177 (1058 amino acids)
Molecular function (GO): ATP binding; ATP-dependent chromatin remodeler activity
Source: RefSeq, a predicted model, not a curated record
AUGGCGACUGACAAGGACAGCCACGCCGGUAGCUCUGACAGCGAUGACCUAGACAUCAUCAAGACAAGCAGAGCUCAGUUAAGUCUGUCACAGUAUAUCGAUCAUGUCACGCAGACGCAGAGUCAGCAUGCAUCCGCGGACGCAGGCUCAGAUACCGCUGAAGACGUAGAAGACGACAGAUCAAGGGAUGAAGCAACGUCAGACACAUCACAAAAAUCGCCGAAAAGGAUGAGGGUAGAAUGGUCCGACGAUGAUGAGGCCCUUCCUACAAAGCUGGCAGAGUCUGCAUCCGAGGCUUCUGAAAGCGAGGACCCUGAGGCUGCCUACAACGCCUUCAAGAACCGUAAAACCGUCCAGCGGAAGAAAGUCGCAGCUGACACGCGUAAAGCUAAAGCAGCAGUCUCAAAACGGACAUCCAACAAGACGGCUAUCGUUGGGCGAAAACCGAGGAGACCCAUGAAAGAUGAGACUCCCGAUGAUCGCAAGAAGAGAAAGGAGUUUGGAAUGGGUUCGGACUCAGCGCCGUCCUCUGAAGACGAACUUCCGAACGAUGCACCCGAGUAUGUCAAGCGCCGGAAAACAAAAUUUGAUAGAACGCAGGCGAAGAACUGGGGUGCUGCGUUUAGAUUUGCGCCGGAUUAUGAGGAUGUUGAGUUUUCUGAGGAUGACGAAAGUCGCUUGCAGAAGAAGCCUCAGAUGAAAGAUAUCAAACCCCAGAGAGUAAAUGAAGACAUCCUCAUGGAUCGCACAGGUGGCAUCAUACCAGCGCCGAUUGCUCGCUGGCUGCGGGACUACCAGGUCGUAGGCGCGGAGUUUCUCCACGAAGCCUUUGUCCGCCAGCGAGGGGCUGUUUUGGGCGAUGACAUGGGUUUGGGCAAAACGAUUCAAGUCAUUGCUUUUCUCACAGCUGCAUUUGGCAAGACGGCAGAUGAGCGCGAUAAGAAGAGGAUGCGGAGGGUUCGCCGUAUGAACGACGACCGAUGGUAUCCCAGGAUUUUGAUUGUUUGUCUGGGAAGUCUCAUGCAAAACUGGCAAGACGAGCUGGACAAAUGGGGCUGGUGGCAGGUCGACGUCUAUCAUGGACAACCAAGCGACCGAGAAGCUGCUCUGCAGGCCGCGAGCAGGGGAAGGCUGGAGAUCAUGAUCACCACCUACUCAACAUACCGGAUCAACUGUAGUUCCAUAAACACUAUCGACUGGGACUGCGUUAUAGCAGAUGAGUGCCAUACUAUCAAAUCUGGCAGCUCCGGCGUUACCAAGGCAAUGAACGAAGUCAACGCACUUUGUCGCAUCGGCCUCACUGGAACUGCUAUUCAGAACAAGUAUGAGGAACUCUGGACUCUCCUCAAUUGGUCUAAUCCCGGGCAGUUCCGCACACGUACUGAGUGGAAGUACGAAAUCAGUGAUCCACUGAAGGUUGGUCAGGCACAUGAUGCGACGAACGAUCAACUUGCCAAAGCACGGAGAACCGCAGAGAAGCUCGUCAAGGACGUCCUACCGAAUGUGUUCCUUCGCCGGAUGAAGACACUCAUAGCGGACCAGCUUCCCAAAAAGAGCGACAGAGUGGUCUUCUGUCCACUUACCGAUAUGCAGGCAACGGCCUAUGAGAAUUUCGUCAACAGUGAGAUCGUGGAGUACAUCAGUCGUUCAUCUGACAUGUGCGAUUGCGAUAGCGGCAAGAAGCGCGGUUGGUGUUGCUAUAUAGACGUUCCCGGUCAUGGGCCCUGGAAGAACCUCGCCUUUCCCGCCAUGAUAGUUCUCCAGAAAAUCGCAAAUCAUCUUGCCCAGUUACUACCGUCCGGUACAGAUCCCCCAGAAAAACAGUCCAAAGACCUCGAUAUCCUUCAAAUUGCUAUGCCUGAGGAGUGGAAGGAGCUCUAUCGCAACAAGGACAGCUUAUUGAAUUAUUCCCGUCGCGCCUUUUGCGGCAAGUGGAAGAUCCUGAAGAAGUUACUGGAAUUCUGGCAUUCAAACGGAGACAAAGUCCUUGUUUUCUCGCACUCUGUUCGCCUACUCCGAAUGCUCAAAGCCCUAUUUGACAUCGACGGAACGCAGUACAAUUUCUCCUACCUAGACGGCAGCAUGAGCUACGAUGACCGGGCCAAAGCAGUCGCAGACUUCAACGCCGAUCCAAGCCGCUUUGUCUUUCUUAUUAGCACUCGUGCCGGUGGUGUUGGUCUAAACAUCACCUCGGCAAACAAGGUCGUUGUCAUGGAUCCCAAUUGGAACCCUUCCUACGACCUACAGGCGCAGGACCGCGCAUACCGCAUUGGCCAGACACGAGACGUUGAGGUCUUCCGGCUUGUGUCGGCGGGCACGAUCGAGGAAAUCGUAUAUGCUCGGCAGAUCUACAAGCAGCAGCAAGCCAACAUCGGAUACACAGCUAGUGUAGAGCGAAGAUACUUCCGCGGGGUAGAUGGCGAGAAAGGCAAGAAAGGAGAAAUAUUCGGACUGAAGAACCUAUUUGCUUUCCAAAACGACGGAUACGUCCUCCGAGACAUCGUUAACAAGACGAAUCUUGCAGAAGUCAAGGCCGGGGUUAGUGUCGUUGGAGUCGAUCUAGAGCCCAACAGUGACGACGAGGAUGACGAUGACGAGAGUAGCGUCUUCAGUGAUGCAGUUUUCAAAGAAGACGACGAUGAUGCUUCCGCUAAGUCGAACAGUCAAAUCAAGAAAUUCGCGCAGGCCUUCAUCAGUGGUGGCGAGACAAGGGGCCGAAAGAGCAAGAGAUCCAAGCACGGUCCUGACCCCGUCAAAGCCAUCUUAGCCCGCGCAGGCGUCGAGUACACCCACGAGAAUUCGGAGGUCAUCGGCCAAAGUAAAGUCGAAGCAAAGUUGAGCCGCAAAGCACGAGAGCUGGCAAAUGACAUCGAGCUAGGGUCGAGAAAGGUGUUUCAAGUAUCGCAAAGCCAGGCAAUAAACGAGGACGGAGAAGAAGAGAUUGAAAAUAGUGACAUGGACUCGGAUGUUCAGGAGCUGAAGGUCAGCUAUAAGUACAAACCGCCAGAGAAGGUCAGGAUCAGGCAAUUUUGCGAGAUUGCGAGGUUUGCGGGGUGUGAUAGUCCGGUGGACUUUGCGCUGGCGGUUGAAAGUAUGACGCAGGAGGAGCGAAGGAAGAUGCUGGACAGGUUUUAUCGGAAGAGGAGGCAAAAGCUGUUUGGUAUUGGUGGGGGAUGAGAUGAGUCUAUUCAUUUGUGCGAGUCUUUCCCAUCACCGAGUCCUUGCGCUCCAAGUUUUCCUGCGAUCAAUAUACCACGCCCCCCUCUCUCAUACCUCUACCAUAGUCUACGCCGUCCGCCUUCUUGAGGAAACACAGAAACCAAUCGAGUUUGACAAUCAAAGCAAAAGGCUAAGUCACAUGUUGAACCAAGAAGCAAAACCUUACUAC